CAGAUAACGGGGACAACCUUCACUCCGAUCCGCUCUGAUCACACUUCAGAGUUCGGAACACGUUCUUUCUGAUUUUCCCGUGCCGAAGACAUGGCGCUUAACCUUACUGUCAAAGUGCAUCCCGUAGUUUUAUUUCAAAUCGUAGAUGCGUACGAACGACGAAAAGCGGAAUCGUUGCGCGUUAUCGGCACCUUACUGGGUACCGCGGAGAAGGGGAUCGUCGAGGUGACCAAUUGUUUUUGCGUACCGCACAAGGAAUCCGAGAGCCAGGUGGAAGCUGAUCUCACCUAUGGUAUGGACCUGUAUGACUUGAAUCAUCGUGUCAACGCGCAAGAGAAUAUCGUCGGUUGGUGGGCUACCGGCAACGAGGUCACUACACAUUCGUCUGUCAUUCAUGAAUAUUAUGUGCGAGAAUGCAAUAAUCCGGUGCACUUGACUGUUGACACUACAUUAACAAAUACAACAAGAAUGGCGAUCAAAGCUUAUGUUUGUGUUCCGUUGGGUGUACCUAAUGGCAAGCAGGGUUCCAUGUUCACUCCAGUCAAAGUUCAGAUUACAUGCUAUGAGCCAGAAGUAGUAGGACUGCAGUUGUGUUCAAAGACUCAAUUGCCAUCUCAUAUACAAGCAUCCGGAAUGAAAUCUAGUGGAGGGAUAGAACCCAUGAUGGAUCUUGCACAAGUCUCAGAGGCCUGUUCCAAGCUUUCUUUAAUGUUAGAACAAGUACUGGCAUAUGUUGAUGAUGUUCUAGCAGGGAAACAACUACCAGAUAAUCAAGUAGGUAGAGCUCUUUUGGAUAUGGUACAUUCCGUGCCAAAAAUGACGUGCGAUCAAUUUGACGAAAUGUUUAAUAGUAACGUUAAGGAUCUUCUUAUGGUUGUUGCGUUAUCUCAGUUGAUAAAAACGCAGUUGCAGCUUAACGAAAAACUUACUCUGCUUACAACUCUAUGAUUGAAAGCAUUUGAUUCUUCACGCUGUAUAAAUAAUGCAGAAAAAAAUCAAUAAUAAUAGUCCACUCUCUCUCCGAUAUAUUUUGAUUACUUUUAAUAUUAUCUAUCAAUUGGAAUUAAAACAGUAUUUUGUGAAAAUGGAAUUAUAA
This is a messenger RNA of Trachymyrmex cornetzi, 1096 nucleotides long. It is a transcript of the gene eIF3f1, whose product is annotated as eukaryotic translation initiation factor 3 subunit f1. NCBI's taxonomy places the organism in Eukaryota, Metazoa, Arthropoda, Insecta, Hymenoptera, Formicidae. The record is from RefSeq and is a predicted model, not a curated record. Gene Ontology annotation, molecular function: translation initiation factor binding; translation initiation factor activity; metallopeptidase activity. Gene Ontology annotation, biological process: translational initiation. Gene Ontology annotation, cellular component: eukaryotic translation initiation factor 3 complex, eIF3m. The coding region runs from base 91 to 948 and encodes 285 amino acids. The transcript is spliced from 5 exons.